Molecule: messenger RNA, 1665 nt
Organism: Microthlaspi erraticum
Lineage: Eukaryota; Viridiplantae; Streptophyta; Magnoliopsida; Brassicales; Brassicaceae
Source: the annotation of a GenBank genome assembly
AUGACAUUGACUACUCAAACAUCAGCCGGGAAGAGAAGCAUUUCGAGUUUAAGACGAGCAAACUCAGCUUCAAAGAAACCAGUUCUCCAAUCAGAAGAAAGCGGAAGCGGAAGCACAAGCGUCACCGAGAACACCUCUAAACCGGACUCACCUCUCGCUCAACCGGUUUCCAAUGGCGAAAGAACAGUCAAGAAGCUACGUCUCUCCAAAGCCCUCACCAUCCCCGAAGGCACCACAGUCUUCGACGCCUGCCGAAGAAUGGCUUCACGCCGUGUCGACGCGGUUCUCUUAACCGACUCAAGCGCGCUUCUCUCCGGUAUCGUCACAGACAAAGACAUAGCAACAAGAGUGAUCGCAGAAGGGUUGAGACCAGAACACACUCUGGUCUCAAAAGUCAUGACAAGGAAUCCAAUCUUCGUCACAUCGGACUCUCUCGCCAUCGAGGCUCUUGAGAAGAUGGUUCAAGGGAAGUUCAGGCACUUACCUGUCGUGGAAAACGGAGAAGUCAUUGCUCUCUUGGACAUCACGAAAUGUCUCUACGAUGCGAUCUCUCGUAUGGAGAAAGCAGCAGAGCAAGGAAGCGCCUUAGCCGCUGCGGUGGAAGGCGUUGACAGGCAAUGGGGAAGCGGAAGCGGAAACUUCUCCUCGGCCGCUCCGUUUCCUUUCAUCGAGACAAUGCGGGAACGGAUGUUCAAACCCGCAUUGUCCACAAUCAUAACCGAGAACUCAAAAUUCGCGCUCGUGUCGCCGUCCGAUCCCGUCUUUGUAGCUGCCAAGAGGAUGAGAGAUUUGAGAGUUAACUCUGUGAUCAUCGCCGUGGGGAACAAGAUUCACGGGAUCUUGACGUCAAAGGACAUUUUAAUGAGAGUCGUGGCUCAGAAUCUGUCUCCCGAGCUGACUCUUGUUGAGAAAGUGAUGACACCAAGCCCUGAGUGUGCGUCGAUGGAGACGACGAUUCUUGACGCGUUACAUAUAAUGCAUGACGGCAAGUUUCUUCAUCUUCCGGUUUUGGAUAAAGACGGAGCCGUUGCGGCUUGCGUUGACGUGUUGCAGAUCACUCAUGCGGCUAUCUCGACGGUUGAGAACAGCUCCGGAGCGGUUAACGACAUGGCGAACACGAUGAUGCAGAAGUUUUGGGACUCGGCUCUCACGUUGGAUCCACAUCCGCCGGAGGAUUACGAGACGAACAGCGAGAUGUCGACCAUGUUGGUAAACUCCGAAGGAGCGGAUACAGGGAAGCAGUCUGUUCAGUCUCAAGGACUUGUUACGAGCUCGUUUGCUUUUAAGUUUGAAGACCGGAAUGGACGAGUGCACCGGUUUAGCUCGACCGGGGAGAGUUUCGAGGAGGUGGUGAGUGUUGUGAUGCAGAGAUGCGGUGUUGAGGAUUCGGGGAUGCAGAUUAUGUACCAGGAUGAUGAAGGUGACAAGGUUUUGAUAAGUAGGGACAGUGAUCUUGUUGCUGCGGUUGGUUUCGCUAGGUCUUUGGGACAUAAGGUUUUGAGACUUCAUCUUGAUUUUACCGAGACGGUUAAGGAUUUGUCUGAGGGAAGCUGCUGCGGCGGCGGAGGAGACUGUUGCGUGUGGUGGAGGACUGGUGUCGUGGCUGGGGCUGUUGUUUUGACGAGUAUAGGUUUACUUGUUUACUUGAAACGUUCCAAGAAAUGA